AUGGAGGCGCCGGCGUCGCGGGUCGGACUCGUGCAGUCGAUCGAGAAGCUGCAGCAAACGCACCUGCCUCGUGUGUCGCACGCGAUGGAGGGUUUGUUCGAGAGCGUGGCGCACGGCCUCGUGACGGACGCGGAUGGCGCCGGCGUCGAAGCGGCAUGCCAGCGUGCCGAGGACGAGCUUGCGUUGCUGGCGCGGUUUCUGCGCGACACGGGUCUCGCGGGCCUGCCGCUAUCGGACGAGCAGGAUGUGCAGCGGGUGACGCAGGCCGUCUUUGAGCAGCGAGCGCGUCUGAGUGAUGCUACGGCGAUGGUAUCGAGCAUGCUGGCCAAGAAGCCGGCCACCUAG
Messenger RNA from Malassezia restricta, 345 nucleotides. RefSeq lists its product as uncharacterized. The record is from RefSeq and is a predicted model, not a curated record. NCBI's taxonomy places the organism in Eukaryota, Fungi, Basidiomycota, Malasseziomycetes, Malasseziales, Malasseziaceae. Bases 1 to 345 code for a protein of 114 amino acids. The transcript has a single exon.